GCGAGGCCUGAAGAGGCGGAGGAGAGGAGCCAUCAUUUGCAGAAUGGGAAGGGGUUUGUGAAUCCAUGGGAUAGCUUUCGCGAUUUUAAUCCUUUCAAGAUUAUGCUGAGUAUGGUUUGGUAAGGGUUCUUUCUCUCUACCCACCACUUCCGCUUCGAGCUAUGGUAGAGCUUUGCAGCGCAUGGGAAGGAAUGCAUGUGCUGACAGAGGGACACAGGAGAAGACUAUCAGGCCAAAUGCACAUGCCCGACACUACGCCUCCCACCGUCCCCAUCCGCACGCCCGAGUUCUUGCCCUCCCGAGCAACGAAGAAGCUCCGCGCAACCUGGCUCGGCCACGCCUGCUACUACAUCGAAUUCCCCUCCGGCCUCCGCGUGCUCUUCGACCCCGUCUUCGAAGACUGCUGCGCGCCCAUCAACCUCAAAAACCUCAAGCGCUACACCCCUCCCCCCUGCGAAAUCGAAGACCUGCCCGUCGUCGACGCUGUCAUCAUCAGCCACAACCACUACGACCACCUCUCCUACCCGACCAUAAAACGCAUACAUACGAAGUUCCCGAACGUGCAUUUCUUCGCGCCCCUGGGCAAUAAGAAGUGGUUUGAGAAGUGCGGGGUCAGGAACGUGACCGAGUUGGAUUGGUGGGAGAGCAGGGAUGUGCGGCUGGAGACGUAUAAGGAUAAGGAGGAGGGGGAGAGCGGGAGCGAUGGGUUAAGUGUGACGAAGAGCGGGGAGGGGAAUAAGGAGGAGGGCGGCAUUACGGCGACGAUUGGGGCUCUGCCAUGUCAGCAUGUCAGUGCCAGGACGCCGUUUGACAAGUGUAAAACAUUGUGGGCGAGUUGGAGUCUGGAGUCUGGCGGCGCGAAGGUGUGGUUCGCUGGAGACACAGGAUACCGCUCUGUUCCCCACGUUCCUGCCGGUAUCGAUGACUACUCCGACGCCUAUGCUCACCUGCCGCACUGCCCGGCCUUUGCGCAAAUCGGCAAGCACCGGGGCCCCUUCGAUCUCGGCCUCAUCCCCAUCGGCGCCUACGAGCCCCGCUGGAUCAUGUCGCCUAUGCACGCGAAUCCCAAAGACAGCGCGAAUAUCUUUCUGGAUACAAAGUGCAGGAAAGCGCUGGGUAUGCAUUGGGGCACGUGGGUGCUCACGGAGGAGGCUGUUAUGGAGCCCCCGAGGAAGCUGAGGGAGGCGCUAAAGGAGAAGGGCGUGGAUGAGAGGGGGGUGUUUGAUAUUUGUGAUAUUGGGGAGAGUCGGGAGUUUGAGACAUCGUGAGCUUAUUAACGGGUAUGGGCGGCAUGGGGGCAUGAUUGUACCUUUUUUUGUAACACUAUAUAUAUAUCCCUGGACGGCGAUGCGACACGGAUAGACGCAGGCAAGGAAGCCACUUUUUCCCAACCUUACUAGUAAUUACGGCUAGACAUCACCAGCUAAUGGCACGUUUCAAUCU
Trematosphaeria pertusa is the source of this 1443-nucleotide messenger RNA. RefSeq names its product Metallo-hydrolase/oxidoreductase. The transcript is spliced from 2 exons. Gene Ontology annotation, biological process: N-acylethanolamine metabolic process; N-acylphosphatidylethanolamine metabolic process. Lineage: Eukaryota; Fungi; Ascomycota; Dothideomycetes; Pleosporales; Trematosphaeriaceae. Gene Ontology annotation, molecular function: zinc ion binding; N-acylphosphatidylethanolamine-specific phospholipase D activity. The coding region runs from base 192 to 1268 and encodes 358 amino acids. Gene Ontology annotation, cellular component: membrane-bounded organelle; cytoplasm. The record is from RefSeq and is a predicted model, not a curated record.